This is a messenger RNA of Besnoitia besnoiti, 1509 nucleotides long. RefSeq names its product putative citrate synthase. Gene Ontology annotation, biological process: tricarboxylic acid cycle. The record is from RefSeq and is a predicted model, not a curated record. Gene Ontology annotation, molecular function: acyltransferase activity, acyl groups converted into alkyl on transfer. NCBI's taxonomy places the organism in Eukaryota, Apicomplexa, Conoidasida, Eucoccidiorida, Sarcocystidae. The transcript has 10 exons. Bases 1 to 1509 code for a protein of 502 amino acids.
AUGAAUCGUCUCAGUGCUAUCAACGGACAUCUCCGUCCCGUUGGCGCAGCCAGCACCGGCACCGCCGAGAGUCAGGAGAGAGUAAAAACAGAUACCAAGGUAACUACAGACAGCUUGAUUGUUGUCGAUGAGCGAACAGGAAACGAAUAUAGUCUGCCUAUACAAAACGAUACCGUCCUGGCGAAGGACUUUGGCAAGAUUCGAAUACCGGGAGGCCCGCCGCUGCGCAUCUAUGACCCCGGUCAGAUGAACACUUGUGUGUGUACAUCUCGAAUCACAUACAUCGAUGGAGCCAAAGGCAUAUUGAGGUACCGCGGCUAUCCUAUUGAGACUCUGGCGGAGAGAGUGUCAUUCGAAGAAUGCGCUUUUCUGUUGAUGUAUGGGGAGCUGCCCACCGCCCCGCAACUGGCAUCAUACAGUGCCACGUUGAGAAGGUUGGGUGAUAUUCCUACGGACUUAAGAAGACUGAUCAAAACUUUCCGCCCUGAAGCACAUCCCAUGGGCGUUCUGAUGGCGUGUCUGGCUGCGGCUGGGACGAUUUAUCCGGAAGCAAACCCUUGCAUUGCCGGCCAGACUGUGUACAAGGAUGUACUUGUCAGGAACAAGCAUCUGCUUCAGGUGCUUGCUAUGACGCCUGCUAUAGCAGCGAACAUUCUCCGGCACAGACAAGGGCUUCCUCUUGUUAGCCCAGAUCCUAAACUAGGAUUUACCGCCGGCUUUUUGGCCAUGAUGGACAAGCGGGGCAGCUUACCAUGCUCUCCACAUCCAGUGCUCGUCAAAGCCCUGGAUAUUCUGUUCGUCCUCCAUGCGGACCACGAACUAAACUGUAGCACGGCCGCUGCUCGCCACGUGGCUUCCUCGAAUGCUGAUAUAUACACUUCGAUGGCUGCAGCGACCGGAGCCCUUUACGGGCCACGCCAUGGGGGGGCGAAUGAGGCUGUUGUGCGCAUGCUCGAGCGUAUAAAAACCAUUGACGCCGUCCCCGGAUUCAUUUCGAGGGUGAAGGAAAGGAAGGAGAAAUUGAUGGGCUUCGGGCACCGUGUAUAUAAAAGCUACGACCCAAGAGCAAACAUUAUUCGCCAGGUGGCGGAGCUUGUUUUCAAGGUCGUCGGAGACUCUCCUCUCAUUGUAGUGGCUCGAGAGUUGGAACGGAUGGCCAUGAAAGACCCAUACUUCACUUCACGCCGUCUGUACCCAAACGUCGAUUUCUACAGCGGUAUUAUAUACAAAGCCAUGGGCUUCCCCAUUGACUUUUUUCCGCUGCUGUUCGCCAUUCCGCGAAUGGCCGGCUGGACGGCGCACUUCAAUGAAUUCGUCAACGAUCCAGAAAAUCGGAUAGCACGGCCCUUUCAGGUGUAUCUGGGACAUGGACUCAGAAGCGAGGUCCCGCCGAUCAAGAAGAGACAGGAACUGGUUGCGGAUACUGCAUUCCAAGUUAAAAUUUCAGCAGACGACCGCCGCCAGCUCCUUUCUACGGCAAUCGAGGCAACACCGACGUCGGCCACAUGA